CCUCCGUUCGCCGGCUCUAGUAUUGUGAGUGAGUGAGUAGUGAAGCCAACCGUCAUUCUCCUCCUUUCUUCAAGGGUGCAUGCAUCACUUGUGAGAAAACGGCGCUAGCGACUCUCAAGUUCAUUGCCCGUUGGCUCGGUUCGACUUGACUUCUAGUCCCCGUAUCGUCCUACUUUCAUUCCAGCUUUAUUUUACAUUUCCAUCCCCACUUUUUGGCUCGUGAGGCGGACUGGCUAACACUGACUGGGCGUAGCUGGAGAGGAUUUUGCUAGCUUGCAGCUGCACUAACCGAUUAAUCAUCGCGGUCUUCUGAAAGUCUUGAGCGAUUGUCAUCCUCUGAGAUUUAAAUCAGCCAGUCUUGCCCUACAGAGACGAAACACUAUCAUUCAAAGGGGAGAUGAAGCCGGAUGGGGUUGCCACGGCAGCACUGGAGCCAAUGGAAACAUUGGACUCUAAUCCAGCAAAUGAGGCAGCACCACCUGCAGGGCAGGAGCCCGACCUUGUAUCCGUUCCAGCUGAGGAGAUGCCACAGCAUUCUGCUGGAGAUAAGGGGGAAGUGGAGCCACAGGCAAACCAGGGCAAGGAAACCCCAGCUGCCAAGACUGGCACCAAGGCCUCUGGUGACACUAAAGCCAAGGCUACCAACAAGGCUGCUCCUAAGACAAAACCCAGCACCACAAGCUCAUCCAAGGCUCCAUCUGGCCCACGUUCAAACCCAUCCCAGAGUCGGCUGUCAAAUGGCUCGUCUAAGCCUCAGACUAAUGGUGUAGUUAAGAAGACCACACCUGCUGCAGAAAAAAAGGGCACCCCAACCUCUGCUUCCAUCAAAAAACCAACUGGGACAGCAGGUGCACCAGCUUCCAAGACCACUACUAAAGUUGGAGAGAAAAAGGCUCCAGGGACCCCCUCUACCACCAACAAUGCAAAGUCAACAGCGGGAGCACCAGCAACCAAAAAGACUCCAUCCAUUACUUCUAAUGGUGUCAAAUCCAGCACUGCUGUGGCUGCAAAAAAGCCUCCAGUUUCCAAACCUGCUUCCGCAGCUCCAACCAAGAAUAGCUCUGUUGACUCAUCCAAGGCGGACAAACCCCCAGUUUCCAAAACAACCAGGUCCACAGUAGGCACAGCAGUUUCAUCUCGACCAGCUACUGGGUCGUCUCUGUCAGCCAGCACAGCCAAGAACUCCACAGCUACAUCCAAACCUGCCACCCCUAAAACUGCCUCCACCUCUAUCAAGACUGCUACUCCCAAAUCAAGCACCACUACCCCCUCAAGUGGCAAACCUCCUGCAUCACAGCCAAGAAACACAACUCCUGUGAAAAAAGAUGUUACCAAACCAGCAACUCCAGCAGCCAGAAAACCUGUAGAUUCCCCUCUCACUCGACCUUCAUCUACAGCAAAGUCUACUAAACCUGAGACUCCCAAGACAAAAUCAGAUGUCUCCUCUAAAAAGCCACCCACAAAUAAGGCUGUAGAAACAAAGACACCAAACCGCUCCAAACCACAAGAGAGUAAGCCCAUGGCUUCCAAGGAUACCUCCAAGACCACAAGCACCAAAACAGCUAACAGCAAGGCCUCCAGCCCCAAGAAGACUGUGGGAAGUACCACUCCAACUCCUGUUAAACGUGGUCCUAAAGUUGAACGUGGAAAAGAAACUGGUGCGGUAAUUGCUGCUGCUGCAACCAUCGCUACUGCAGCAUCUGUCUUCGCAAGGCCAGAAGAGUCUCAGCCUCCUGCAGAAAAUGAUUUGGAGCCAUCUGAGCUCACUGUUGAAGCACAGCAAGAGAAAAUACCGGAGCAUGUACAGAAACCGACUCCCGAGCCUGUGCGGGAAUCAUCGCCUGAGCCCAUAAGGGAACCAGCCCCCGAGCCCCUGCAGAAGCGGGAACCAACCCCCAACUCAAUGCGGGAACCAACCCCUGAGCCCGUAAGGGAACUAACACCAGAGCCCCUGCAGAUGCGGGAACCAGCCCCCGAGCCCCUGCAGAAGCGGGAACCAACCCCCGAUUCAAUGCGGGAACCAACCCCUGAGCCCGUAAGGGAACCAACACCAGAGCCCCUGCAGAUGCGGGAACCAACCCCCGAGCCCGUAAGGGAACCAACACCAGAGCCCCUGCAGAUGCAGGAACAAACACCCGAGCCCGUAAGGGAACCAAUACCAGAGCCCCUGCAGAUGCGGGAACAAACACCCGAGCCCGUAAGGGAACCAAUACCAGAGCCCCUGGAGAUGCAGGAACCAACACCCGAGCCCAUAAGGGAACCAACACCAGAGCCCGUAAGGGAACCAACACCAGAGCCCCUGGAGAUGCAGGAACCAACACCAGAGCCCGUAAGGGAACCAACACCAGAGCCCCUGGAGAUGCAGGAACCAACACCCGAGCCCAUAAGGGAACCAACACCAGAGCCCGUAAGGGAACCAACACCAGAGCCCCUGGAGAUGCAGGAACCAACACCCGAGCCCAUAAGGGAACCAACACCCGAGCCCUUAAGGGAACCAAUACCAGAGCCCCUGGAGAUGCAGGAACAAACACCAGAACUGUUUCAAGAACAAACACCUGAGCAAAGAAGUGAAGGAUACGCCAAUGUCCGGAUGUCACCUCAGAUGACCACUUUAAAAUUUGAAGACAGCAGUUCGGUUCCCUCCUUGGGAACUACUGUCAUGUCUCCCCCUUGCUCCCCACCAGGCCCUUCCUCUCCUGUUAGAGAAUCACAGAAUGGCUCCUCAGAUGUUCCAUCUGAUUCCUGGGACAGGAACCAGUCUCCUAUUGUUCUGGCAACCCAUAGGUUGCUUAAUGUGAUGACAUUCCAGGCAGAGGAGAAGAAUGAAAAAGCAUACAAAGUUCAGGGGAUACAGGAUGUUGAGAAAGAAAAAGAAGAGCAGGAGGAACUAGUUAAAGAACCCCUAGUUCUGCCUACCUCGACAACUCCAGAGGCCUUUUCUGCAGUUGGACAACCUCACAACUUUGGUGCUUUGCCUUUGGAUAAUUUCAUCUACAGAGACCUUGUAUCUCCUCAUGAAAAGGAGGAGGCAGUGGAAAAGGCUGAUGAGGAGGUCAAUGAGGAUGAUGAUGACGAUGAAUAUGAAGAAGAGAGGAGACCAGGCCACCAGCUUUCAUCCUUGGUCACUGACAUGAGUACGUCUCAACCCUCUGAUGAAUUCCAGGUACGGUCGUCGGCAUUUGGAGGUUCGGCAGGUUGGCACGCCGAUGACCUGAUGUCUGGGAUGGACUCCGAGGAUAUGAGCAGCUGCACCAGCAGCCGACAGCAAGGAGUGUCCGACCUCAGCAGCACUCAGCACACUGCUAUAUUAGAGGGCACCCAGAGCUCGGACGCCUUGAUUGAUUCCAGCCUCAGAGGUUCUGAAGGAGAGGGUAACCUCAUGGGUUCUCCCAAUGUGGAAACCCUGGCUAAUGAGGAAGAAGAGGAUGAAGAUGAUGAGCGGGUGGACAAUAUGGACUUGAGCUCAGAUCAAACAGAGGAGCAUCACAAAGUGUUCCAGUAUCACAAACAAGAGGAGGAGGAUGAUGACGAUGUGGAGAUGUACAGCGAAGGCAUGAUGGAGAGCGGUCAUGUCGAUGAUGACUUUAACAAAGAGGAGCACCUGGACAACCUGCCCCUCUCUGGUCCAUUGUCUGGUGUUCCCCGUGCAUCCUCCUGUGGUCAGACAAACCCUUUCUCAGACACUUGGGCUCAACCAGCCUCCCUGCUCUCCAAGUCCUCCCCAAGCCCUCUGUCUGACCACUAUGUUGCAGAAUCGGAGACUCCCACCCAGGCUUUUGCUCAGCCAUGUGUUGACUGCAGUGCCCCUUUUUUUCCCCUAGAGGCAGACCAGGAACCACAGCACCAUCGCUCAGCACAUGGGGAGGGUCAUGACCUUCUUGCUGCUUCAUCUGUGGGCAUAUCCCAGUCCGGGACUGCUCAACCUACUCACAGUGGCAGUGAAACAAGCACUCCUGAGGACCUCCGUGAUUAUGACAGCAGCUCUGGAGUAGAGUCCCACUCUGAUAAACAGCAGACCCCAGUGCCGGCAUCAGUUCAGCCAGACAUGGACCAGGACUUGGGCAUUCACUUGGAAAAAGGAGAUGGAGAGGAGGAAGAGGCUGAGACUCUUCCUGCAGAUGAGGUGCUUGGAACAGGAACCCCAACAGCUCCUGCGUCCGUCCCUUCUUCCCCCUCUUCCUCCAGCGAUGACGCCAGUGACACAGAAGGGGAGAUAGAGAUUAAUGACCCAGAGGCACCUAUGAUGAUGGAUGAAAGGGCUUCAUUUGAAAGCCCUCCUCCUACCUGUAGCUUGUCAGCUCUGGAAGAGGAUGAGGAGGCAGCAGAUCUACCAGCUGGAGAGGUUGAAGAGGACGGAGGUGGCGCCACCCCUCAGUCUGCCAAUUCUGUGGCAUCUUAUGGCUUUGACUGCACCACAUCCAACUCCAAUGCCCACUCCAUGGCCGAGAGCUGUGGUAAGAGCCCAGGGAUCUUCUCCCUUGAGAAUGAGGAACAGCUUCCAGAGGAGGCCAAGGACCCUUCCCUAAUUAAGGAGCUGACCCUGCCGUCAUCUGCUGCUGCAUCCCAGGCCAAGGAUCUGCUGGGCAGCCCCGUGGACCUGAUCCCUUUGGGCUGCCAAGGAGACUGCUUUCCCUGUCUGGAUGAUCACCACAGCUUUCUGCUUGGAGAAAAUGUUGCAGCAGAUCACCAGAAGAAGGCAAAUCAACUGGAGGGCAGCGAGGUCCUCGUAGACCAGGAAUGUGGUGACUCCGACAACAGCCUGACACCUUACUUCUCCACCAUAUGUGAUAAGACUGAUAGUUUUCUUGAAGGUAACGUAUAAGGCACCCCUAUGAUCCCUGGAAUGCACCUUUUUCCUGCUACCUUCCCCUUGCCCUCCGUUGUUUGUUCUUCUCUCCAGUUGGGUUAGAUGUCUUAGCAGAAGAAAAGGAGACCAAGAUUGUAGAGAAAGAUUUUUGAAAAAUGAUCGGAGACGGAAAAAAAUGACUGUAGCGAUUUUUAAAUGAAGCCUCCCUCUUUCUUAUUGUUCAGGCCCAUGUUCUGAGUGUAUGGGUAAAACUUUGUUAUGUACCAUAGUUACUACCUUUUCUAGUUGAAUGUUCUUUUGAAGUAACACUGCAUAUUCUGUUCCCCUAACAGUGUAUUGACUGAUUGGUCUAUUGUGACUGGGCCUUUAAACUGAGAAAGAGGAAAGAAACUACCGAUGGAAGGAUAUGGACUCAAUGUGUAUUUAUCCUACUGUUUUUACCAAACAAUUGUCAAUAAUUUCUUUUUUUUUUUUUUGCAUUUGCUUGUUUUUCUGUUUGUUUUUUUUGGGUUUGUUUCAGUUAAACCUGGUCCUCCCUACCCUUUGUGCACUCUCCGUGUUCUGCACUAUAGCGCUAGUCAAAUACUCCU
Messenger RNA from Girardinichthys multiradiatus, 5397 nucleotides. RefSeq names its product mucin-2 (gene prr36b). Bases 398 to 4822 code for a protein of 1474 amino acids. The transcript is spliced from 5 exons. NCBI's taxonomy places the organism in Eukaryota, Metazoa, Chordata, Actinopteri, Cyprinodontiformes, Goodeidae. The record is from RefSeq and is a predicted model, not a curated record.